AUGCCUUCCAACGAUUCUCUGCUCCACGCCUCUGAUCUACUCAAACACUACGAAGAUUACGGCGUGGUGAUAUGCCGCACAUGUCAGUUUGCGGUUCAGCCGUCUGCACUCGCAAGCCAUCUGCUCAAACACCAGAUAUAUCGAGGCGAGCGCCGAAAAUUACUCUCACAGCUAUGCAAACUCCAACUGAAGGAUCCAAGUGAUGUUGUGGACCCCCCUUCCAGCUCAUCGCCCGUUCCUGAGCUCCCGGUAUACAAGGGACACAAAUGUUUGAUGCCGGGAUGCGAUCAUGUAUGUGCCAGUGUGAAGCGCAUGGCUCAGCACUGGAGUGACGUUCACGGUGAGCGGGAAUCACGAAACGUGCGAGCGAGAGACUGUUGGCUUCAGACAUUCUUCAGGGGCAACAAAAUCCGCUACUUCGAAGUGACUGCUCCGCUCGAGUCUCAUACAUCUGGGCCCGGGUUUGCGUCCCCGCCGGCGAGCAUAACAACCACAAACUCGGGCGGCCGUGGCGAAGAAACGGAAAUCAAUGGCAAUGGCAAUGGUAACCUCCAGCGUCAAUUAGAUUCUCCCCCGCCGUUGGACAUGGUCGCACUACGGUACCUUCACCACUUCACCACCGUCACGAGCUUGACACUGCCCAAAUCAGACAUUGAGACGACCUACCACUGGUCAAUAGUUGUUGUGCAAGAAGCYCUCAAGUUCCCAUUCCUGAUGUACGGUAUUCUUGGUCUGGCUGCCUUUCACCUUUCCAGGACCAGCUCUGAAGAUUCACUCGAGAAGCAACAACACCAARAAGCGUCGACCUUGUACCAGAAUUGCAGCUUGUCCGACUUCCGCGAUCUAACUCAACGUCCAGACUCAAGCAAUGCAGUGGCAUUGAUAGCCUAUGCUCGAGCUAUCAGCAUCCAGCGAUGCUGCCGCAUUCCGGACUGUGAGGAAGGCUACAACGAUCUAAGUCAGAUUGUCGAAUUUUUGCAUCUCAUGCGUGGCAGUAUCGAAACUUUGAUAUCACUGCAAAAGUUCCUCCCAGACGACAGCGAUUUCAAGCUUCCUAUCGAAGAGUUSGAGYACCUCGAUCWACACAAUGACCUUCCAGGAGAGGCUCCCACGAAUCCUUCGAAUAUCCCGCCUGACUUCCUUGCACGCCUCACUACCCUCCCUUUCCGGCUGUACGACCGAUUUGCCAAGACACCCCCAGACCCUUCCGAGCUGGAGACACCCAACGCCAAAGCUGCCUGGUCAGCUUGCGUGUCCCUCGUCACGGCUUUUGAACGCAUGUAUGCAUGUCCCAAAGUGGAGGAUCCUUCCGGAUAUUUCACAGGGUCCAGCGAYAGCGAUGAGAUAGCAUUAGUGUGGAGUGGAUUGAAUUAUUGGGCGCGCCACGUUCCAGAUCAGUUUUUGCGGAUGUUGGAGGAGAGAAAUCAACCCGCGUUGAUCAUCUUUGCGCAUUUCUGCAUACUGCCGAGGAAGUUUGGAGAUCGUUAUUGGUUCUGCCAGGGAGUUCCGGAAAGAUUCUUGGUGUGGAUCCUGGCUGUUCUGGAUGACGAUCUGAAGGGUUUCGUUGAGGAUCUGAUUUGA
Ramularia collo-cygni is the source of this 1581-nucleotide messenger RNA. RefSeq lists its product as uncharacterized. Bases 1 to 1581 code for a protein of 526 amino acids. Gene Ontology annotation, molecular function: DNA-binding transcription activator activity, RNA polymerase II-specific. Lineage: Eukaryota; Fungi; Ascomycota; Dothideomycetes; Mycosphaerellales; Mycosphaerellaceae. The record is from RefSeq and is a predicted model, not a curated record. The transcript has a single exon. Gene Ontology annotation, biological process: regulation of transcription by RNA polymerase II.